This is a messenger RNA of Strongylocentrotus purpuratus (purple sea urchin), 2683 nucleotides long. Its product is annotated as protein maelstrom homolog. NCBI's taxonomy places the organism in Eukaryota, Metazoa, Echinodermata, Echinoidea, Camarodonta, Strongylocentrotidae. Gene Ontology annotation, molecular function: sequence-specific DNA binding. The coding region runs from base 155 to 1723 and encodes 522 amino acids. Gene Ontology annotation, cellular component: nucleus; P granule. The record is from RefSeq and is a predicted model, not a curated record. The transcript has 13 exons. Gene Ontology annotation, biological process: piRNA processing; spermatogenesis; negative regulation of DNA-templated transcription.
GACAAACGGCGCGGUCACACCGGCUAACUCGCACCAUAUGCAUGCAGCACAUUCAUCAGAAAAGUUGACAGUCCUGCAAACUCGCUACUCGAGGGUUAUCAAUUGUAAAUCAGAUUUUUAAGUUACUGUCUGUUUACCAACACUCUUUAGCAAGAUGCCGCCGAAGAAGAAGAAGCAGCAACAUAAUGGAUUUUCAUUGUUCAUGCUAGAAAAACAGGAAGAAAUGCGUCUGAAAGGACGCAAAGUCUCAAUGCAGGACAUGGUCCCGAUUGCGCAUCCAGAGUGGAAAAGCUUACCUGCUGAAGUCCAGAAAGGGUAUACAGCUAGAGCAAAAGAGAAGAAAUUUGGCCAAGGAACCUCAGGUUAUGAAGGGAAGUUAGAUUGUACAGGACAGCUCGUUACAAAUCGUUUUUCAGUGGUUGAAUACUUGGAGAAGAGAAGACGAACAGAGUCUGCUGCCCUCAAAGAUUCCUGGUCUACGGGUCAAGACAUCACCCAUCAUCGAUUCUACAUGAUAGCCGUCAAGACGUUAUGUCAGCUUCCUGAUGACACGUACCUACCAUGUGAGUUAGCUUGUGUGGAGUACACCAUGAGUGCAGGUAUCACCAAACGGUUCCACUGCUUCCCGGCUCCAGGCAAGCUGCCCCUAGGAUGUAGAUACUUGUGUAAAAGGCAAGGUGAAGAUGUGCACAAGAUACCUGCAGAAUGGUUUGAUCAGUACAAUCAUAACUAUAAAGAGAUCUGGACUGACCUGAUCGCGUUCAUAAACCCUCAGAGACAGCACGUCAUGCCAGCAUUAUUCUGUGAGCUGCGAUGCAGGGAGGAGGUUGAAUACACCCUGGAGUGGCUGGCCAGGAAUGCCGGUAUGUCACACAGCCUGAGGAAGGUGUAUGAGACAGAGCUCUUGAUCCUGGAACUCUUCAGGAAUGCAGGAGAGAUUGUUCCGUCUAGGGGCCAGGUCUCAUCUCUACUGGCUUCAUCUGCUUGGGAUUACAUCUGGGAUACAAGGUGUGCAUAUCAUGAAGAAACUGAAGUAACUCUUGAAAACUGUGCAUUAGGGACCUGCAAUAAAUACUGCUACUGCCUGAGUGAUGCCGUCUGUGCACGGUACAACGUAGAGCUGACACCCAACCAUAUACCUGAAGCAGAGACCCCCGACGCCAUCGUCUAUCCAGCCCAGCAGAGAGAGAUCAGACCACAGGGUCAACGUACACCACCUAGGGGUAACUCUAGGGGGCAGAGCUAUACACCACCCAGGAUGAAAGAUAAUGAUGAGGAUGAGAGACGAGAUGUCAACACUGCUAGAGAGGCUCAGCGUAUUGCGUCAUAUGAAGACAAACCGUUGCGUCAGCCAUCAACUAUAGGUAUAGCUCACGUGGUGUCACAACCCAAGCCUAACAUUCCUGAGCCUACGAAUAACCAUGACACGGAAGGUGUUGCAGGUGCUUCCGGUCGUUAUGCAGGUCCUCCUGAGCCCCCGCCACCCAGACACAUUCCUCUUCCCACCCCCGCAUGGCAGAGUGUUACCACUAUACCUCAACAAAAACCAGGUGCAAUGAACCAUCAAGCCUCCCUGGACCAGCUGACCAAUCAGAUGGGUGCAUUAGGAGCAGCAGGACGGGGGAUUCCCCCACUAGCACUAGGGCGUGGUCUAGGGCGUGGCCUGGGGCGUGGUCUCGGGAGGGGAUUAGGAAGGGGUGUAGCCCCACCCCCUGGAUUCUAGAGUGCAUCUGGUAUUCUAGUGAUGUACUUUGACAUUGACUGCUGUACCUCCUUCUCUAGGGCUGGUGGAGGGCUCCAGGAGAUUGCCUCAGUAGAGGUUUUAAAAGAUAACUGCCGCUGCAAUAGUACAGAUAUUUGCAUGAUCAAGGAAUUGAAAAGGCUUACUCAACCUUAGAAGAGGCGUAGAAAGUGACUGUUACGGUAUUGGACGAGGGAUACAGGGUACAGGUUGAUCCAUUGAAUAAAGGCUACCACCGCUUGUAUUCUCAAAGAUGAGCUUUGAGGUUGGAUAUGCCAACAUCUCCUCUAAGGGUGGAAUAGAGAUUCUUAAGAUAAACAUUUUCAUUUUGUCAAAUAUCAUAUCAUUUGUGCUUUCUGUUCAUAAAACUCACAAGAAUAAGUAAGAGGAUUUUUUUUCGAAAAGUUCUCUUGUUGGAUUCAAACCAUUUGAUAUACAUGUAUGUACAGCUGUGAUCACGAGAGAGGUAAAGAUGCAUAACAAUUAUUAUACAAUACCACCUAUGCUUUUUGCAUGUUGAUUUGUAAACCAUUGUUUUAUACCCAUGUAUUUGUUUAAACAUUAGAAAAUACAAGAUAGGCAUAAGUAUGUAUAUGCAGAGUUCCUUUAGUCAUAAGAAUGAAGGAAAAAAAAGGUCUUCCACUUAAUAAGAGAUUACCAAGCUGGGCAAGAGGAUUGAUUUUUUUUGUUUUCUUUUUCUGCUUGUGAAAACUACUGGUUUAAAAAAAAAGGAGUGCAUCUGACCAGGAGGCGGUCUUUGUUACCCAGUCUCUCGAACCAGAGAACAGGGUCGGCAUUCACUGGGUGGGGUCUUUAUAGGUAUAGAGCGGUAGUGGUAAAAUUGUGGUUCAAGGGUUUUCGUUGCACAAUAUCCAUUCAAUAUUUUUUAAAUAUUGCCUUCAGAGGUUUAGAUGGCAAUACUGCAACCUAAAUUUGCAAAAA